GGAUCUAGUGGUCGAGGGCUGCCUGCUGUAGUCGGGCGGGCCGGUGCAGAGAGCAGCGUGGUCCAUACUGUGGCUGGCUGACACCCGCCGGGGAAAAAGUUACUCUGAGUUCGCGGACACACUGCCAUCAUGUCUGGAGAUGACGAGACACAGGAGCAGACCAUCGCCGAUGACUUGGUGGUCACCAAGUACAAGAUGGGGGCAGAGAUUGCGAAUCAGGCUCUGAAAAUGGUUGUUGGGGCAGCUUUGGCUGGAGUCUCUGUGCUCAGCCUAUGUGAAAAGGGAGAUGCCUUCAUCAUGGCAGAAACUGGGAAAGUCUUCAAAAAGGAGAAAGAAAUGAAGAAAGGUAUCGCUUUUCCUACUUGUGUGUCAGUCAAUAACUGUGUAUGCCAUCACUCCCCCCUGAAGAGCGACCCUGAUGUCAUACUGAAGGAUGAGGACCUUGUCAAAAUUGAUCUAGGUGUGCACGUUGAUGGCUUCAUCUCAAAUGUGGCUCACAGCUUUGUUGUUGGAGUGACCAAGGAAAAUCCUCUGACAGGACGGAAGGCUGAUGUUGUUAAAGCAGCUCAUCUCUGUGCUGAGGCAGCUCUCCGUCUUGUUAAACCAGGAAACCAGAACACACAGGUAACAGAAGCCUGGAACAAGAUUGCAAAGUCAUUCAAGUGCGCCCCUAUUGAGGGCAUGCUGUCCCAUCAGCUCAAACAACACGUGAUCGAUGGGGAGAAAACGAUCAUCCAGAACCCAACGGACCAGCAAAAAAAGGACCACGAGAAGGCUGAGUUUGAGGUGCAUGAGGUAUAUGCUGUGGACGUGCUGCUCAGCACUGGAGAGGGGAAGGCGAAAGAUGCAGGUCAGAGGACCACCGUUUACAAAAGAAACCCCAACAAGAUGUACGGGUUGAAGAUGAAGGCAUCUCGAAUGUUCUUCAGCGAGGUGGAGAGACGCUUCGAUACAAUGCCUUUCACUCUGAGAGCUUUUGAGGAAGAAAGCAAAGCCAGGCUGGGCGUGGUGGAGUGUGCCAAACAUGAGUUGGUGCAGCCGUUCAAUGUGCUGCAUGAGAAGGAGGGUGAAUUUGUCGCUCAAUUUAAGUUCACCGUGCUGCUCAUGGCUAAUGGACCUCUGCGAAUCACAAACAGCCUCUUUGAGCCAGAACUUUACAAGUCUGAGCAUGAAGUGGAGGACCCAGAGCUGAAGGCCUUGCUUCAAAGCUCAGCCAGCCGAAAGACCCAGAAGAAGAAGAAAAAGAAGGCCUCAAAGACUGUUGAGAGCGCAACAGGACAGGCAGUGGAGACUGAAGCAGCAGAGUAAAUUUCACUCUGCAAGAAAUUCCGACCGACAUCUGAUGGCCCAAAGAACAGACAUUAUGAAUCCUUCAGUCCCAGCUGUCUGAGGCACUUGCUGGCGUUGCCGCUGUGAAUACCUCUGAAUCUAAGUGAUGUCAGUCUGGGAUGAUGCUGCUCCUAAAAUCUGUCACCCCACCUAAAACACACUCACAUGUGUAUUCCUAAUAAAUCUCACAGCCCUUCAAACAGCCUUCUUUUAUUAAUAGGGGACACCACUCUGUUAUUAAAGAGGAUGGUUUUUGUAAGGGAAAUAAUUCACUGGAACAUUGAACCAUUUGACUGACCUUGGGCCUUCGUCCCUAUGUCUCCCAUUAACUGUAGUAAAAGAAAUGAAAAUAAAAUGAGUCUGACAGAGCGGCCGAGGAUAAUGAAUGCACAACACUGUCAGUGUAAUUGUAAGGGAUUUUCUUCCUUGAGGUCAUAGACCUUUCGCCAUGCAUUUUGAAAUGAGUGUUGGGGGCAGAAAUGUGCAACAUUGUCUUGAACCUGGGUUAUCAUGAAAUUCUUAAAAAUUUUUGAGUGUGGCAUUAUUAAUAUAAAUCACCAGUGAACUCAGCCUAAUUACCACAUUUAUACACCUUUUGCUUAGAUCCAUCUGCGAGUAGAUUGUGUAUAUACCUUGAGGCAACUACUGUAGGUUACUCAGCUAACAGUUUGUAAAACUUAGUCAUUGUUGAGUGAUUAAACUAGUGAAAAUGAAUUUCUUUUUUCAGUUGUGGUCUAAUUCCUGCCAAGGGUUCAACAUUAAGUCUUCUGGUGCCACCGCUGAGUCUGACAGUCUGUGUUUACAUAAGAAGUCCAUAUCUGUUAGAUAUAUGGAUACUUUUGUAAAACAUAUCCCAGUUUCAGAGACUAUUUUUGGAAACAUUAAAAAGCCACCUGACAUCA
Cheilinus undulatus (humphead wrasse) is the source of this 2231-nucleotide messenger RNA. RefSeq names its product proliferation-associated 2G4, b (gene pa2g4b). Lineage: Eukaryota; Metazoa; Chordata; Actinopteri; Labriformes; Labridae. The transcript has 13 exons. The coding region runs from base 130 to 1308 and encodes 392 amino acids. The record is from RefSeq and is a predicted model, not a curated record.